GGAAUUCACCGACAAAAAAACAGAGCAUCCCAAGAAUCUUUAAUAGAUGGCGCUUCAUUAACAAAAGUACCUUUUUACAUUCCCAUCCACACCACUCCCAACACCAACAAAAUCGUCUCGAAUCACCCAAAACAAAUACGAGCUCCCAAUGAACAAAUUCAUUUGCCAGAAACAUUGGAUCUCUAUAUGGAAAUCAGCAAGCCUAUGCACCAGAGAAAAUGGCUGCUGCCCAUGUCCUUCUCUCUCCUCACCUCCUCUCUCCUCAUCAUUCUAACCCUCUUCACCGCAGUCCCCUUUCGCCAUACGCCCCGAAUCAAACCACAAGUUCCCGUCUUUGUUGAAUCCAAGCUGCAAGCAGAGCCUCCGAAUCCCAGUUCAAGAAUCCCUAGGUUGGCCUAUUUGAUCUCUGGCUCGCGUGGGGAUUGUGGGACUUUGAAGAGGACUUUGAGAGCUCUGUAUCAUCCAUUGAACCAGUAUGUUGUGCACUUGGACCUUGAAGCCAAGGCCGAGGAGAGGAUUGAGCUGGUGGAAUACGUCAAGAAUGAAGCUUUGUUUGAGAAAGUUGGGAAUGUGAGGGUUGUGGUCAAGUCUAAUCUGGUCACCUAUAGAGGUCCUACUAUGGUUAGUAAUACCCUUCAUGCUGCAGCAAUCUUGUUGAAGGAAGCUGGAGACUGGGACUGGUUCAUCAAUUUGAGUGCAUCUGAUUACCCUUUGGUCACACAAGAUGAUAUGCUCCAUACUUUAUCAGCUGUGCCAAGGGACCUAAACUUUAUUGAGCAUACUAGUGACAUUGGUUGGAAGGAAUACCAGAGAGCCAAGCCUGUUAUAAUUGAUCCCGGGCUUUAUAGCGUACAAAAGUCCGACCUUUAUUGGAUCACUGAGAAGCGCAAAGUUCCUAAUGCAUUCAAGCUUUUCACAGUGAUCUCAAGAGUUUUUCCAUACUUGGUUGGGCAUGUCCGGGCUCUAUGCUCAAGCUCUCUCUCUCAUGAAGGUUCAGCUUGGAUGAUGCUUUCUCGUUCCUUCAUGGAGUUCUGUUUAUUGGGGUGGGACAACCUGCCCAGAAUCGUACUUAUGUAUUACGCAAACUUUCUUUCAUCACCAGAAGGGUACUUUCACACCGUUAUUUGCAAUGCUGAAGAGUUCCGUAACACUACUGUGAACCAUGACCUCCAUUUCAUAUCAUGGGACAACCCUCCGAAGCAGCACCCACAUUUCUUGACAGUUGAUGACUAUCAGAGAAUGGUUGACAGCAAUACUCCCUUUGCCAGGAAAUUCCAAAGGGAUGAAGCCAUUUUGGAUAAGAUUGAUUCUGACCUCUUAGGCCGUAGCACUGAUGGCUUUGUACCAGGAAGUUGGUACAGUGGAGAGGAGUCAAAUGCAAAUGUUACCGAGCUUAGACCUGGUCCUGGUGCUGAAAGACUCAAAACUCUGAUCGAUGGAUUGAUAUUGGAUAAGGAUUUCCAUGCAAAACACUGCAUCUAGCUUUUGGCAAUUGAUUCCCUACUGAAAAACUUAGUAUUAUGGGACGGGAGCCUGUUUACACAAUAGUAGGAGGAACAUAGUGCGACUUUCUCUAAUAUGCAUCUCGGUACUCUUUACUUGAAGUACCAUGUAGGUUUCAGAGCUUGUAGGUCAAAACUAGAGUUACUUAUAUCUGACCGAAUUGGUCUGUGGAAAAGGCAGUCUAAAGCUGGAUUUUGAAAUAUAUGCAUACAUAUUGAGUUUUUGGUUCAAGAAGCAUGAUUUCAUAUUCUUAGAUCUCUGUUGUAUGCCAUGGUUCUUUCUUUCUAUUCAUGCCUUUUGUCACCAGUUGUCUAAUCUAUGCUCCCAACUCCAACAUCUGGCGUUUGUUGGGAGACUGCAAUUUCAGAGAAAUGGAGAAAUCUAUGGCGGCCAGAAAAGUACAGACUUGCUACAGUUGAGAUUAAUGGCGAUAUGCGUUGCUGAUGUCCCCACUGCGUGCCGGUAAGACACCUUGCUUAUUUGAACUCCAGUUUUCUUUACAAAAUGAUCAAUGAGAUGCAAUCAAUCAUCAUUCAGUUAAGUCGAUAAUUUCGAAUAUGUAGUGUAGAAAUUUUUUACCAGCUCUGGGCAUGCACCACUGACAUCGCAGUAGUUUUGGUCUAUGAUUAUCGGGUUCUUCACAUUGUUGAAUGUUAGUCUUUCAAAUGCGACGUCCUUGAGAUAUCCUCUCCCCACCUUAGCAGCAUAACCAAGCACAGGUUAGUACUGAAAUAUUUAGAGUUGAUUUUAAGUAAAAUGGUGGAAAAUUUGGAGGUUAUUUCGGACAGACCUGCCAUGUUUUUAUUCGAGCCCCGUUUGUGGUGUCAUUGAAGAUGCAGUUAGUUACAUUGAUGUUCUCUACUUGCACGAGGUUUCCACUUCUUCCCAAACUUCCAAUGCUGUUCAGUUAAGAAUAAAUCAAUAAGAAUCUUGAUCUUUUUUUUAA
Messenger RNA from Salvia hispanica, 2449 nucleotides. RefSeq names its product beta-glucuronosyltransferase GlcAT14B-like. The record is from RefSeq and is a predicted model, not a curated record. Lineage: Eukaryota; Viridiplantae; Streptophyta; Magnoliopsida; Lamiales; Lamiaceae. Gene Ontology annotation, cellular component: membrane. Gene Ontology annotation, molecular function: glucuronosyltransferase activity.